UGUAGAGAAAACCUAAAAGAAUAUAAGUCUAACAGCCUCUCACCACGAGAGAGCCACUUACUGGGUAGAUAAUCUGCCAAAGAGCCCACCUGAUUGGCGGAGCAGGCAAAUUCUUCUCACAUUUAUCAAUUGUGUCGUCGGUGAUAUGUCGGUCAUUAAAUCGCUGACGGACUGGUGACAAGCAGCGACCAGUUGGCCUUCAGUGCCGAGCGACCAAGCAAAGUCAACUCUUAACUUGGAGCUUGAAUUAUUGCUAGAAAAAGAGCGGGAUCGAACUACUGUCUGCCUCAGGAGAAACAUCUUGUCCUCUUCUUCUUGUAGCACUGAUCCUUGAACCACUCCGACCGUCUGUAGUUUGCAGCCAGGGAAAGCUUCUUUCAGAUGGCUAGCUCAGCACAGACCAGCAAUACCUCUCGAACCCCUGACGGGAAUGAAGGGCCUAGCCGUCCGCCACCAAAGCAGAGAGAGUCACGAAAGAGUUCUUCGCGGUUUACGGCUAAAAAUCAGUCAACGGCUGCAAAAAGAAUACAGAGAGAGCUAACAGAAAUAACGCUAGACCCUCCGCCAAACUGCAGUGCCGGCCCCAAGGGUGACGACCUGUAUGAGUGGUACUCUACCAUACUGGGACCCCCCGGAUCUGUAUACGAGGGGGGUGUUUUCUUCCUGGACAUUCACUUUCCUUCAGAUUAUCCCUUUAAACCACCAAAGGUCACCUUUCGCACCAGAAUUUACCACUGUAAUAUCAACAGCCAGGGAAUGGUCUGUCUUGACAUCCUUAAGGACAGCUGGAGUCCCGCCCUCACCAUCUCCAAGGUUCUGCUGUCUAUCUGCUCCUUACUGACAGACUGCAAUCCAGCUGAUCCGCUGGUAGGAAGCAUUGCAGCUCUCUACGUCCAAAACCGGAGCGAACACGACGCGACCGCCAAGGAAUGGACCAAGCGAUAUGCCACAUGACAUGGUCAUCUUCCUUCGCUCAUCGGACUUAUAAAUCAUUACGGGAUGAUAGGUGGAGGACACUGCUCCCCAGUCUAUUCCCGCUGAUCCGCCACAGGGCGCCUCGUAUCGCCAAGCAGAGUAAUUAAGUUGUCUUUUAAUUUUCAAAGACUAUGAUAAUGUUUCCUCGCGGAGAAAGAAGUAGAUACAAGUAAAGUACACGUAGAAAGUAUUCUGUACAGUAACAAGUUUUUUUUUUCGUUCUAUGCCCUAUGUUCUAUGUCCUUUGAGGGACAAUUUCAAUAUAUCCAAGAUGCAUCGCUUUUGUGGUAAUUUUCGAACCCCCUAAAAAGCUAAGAAACAUUUACAUGUACUUGUACAUUAAGCGUAAUUGAAGAAACUGUUGAAAUGGUUUUCAAAUGUUUCUAAAUGUGGAUAGUCAAGGCUUUUUACUCGUGAAAGCAAAUGUAAUGUAAGGGUGUAAGACGGGUGAUUUUGCCCCUGGAAACAGCUUUAUAUAUAUAUAUAUAUAUAUAUAUAUUAUAAAGUUUUUGUAAAUAUUCGAUUUUUUAAAUCUUUGUUGCGUUUAUGCUUAGUGAGUUCGCAAAGUUUCUGAAGGGCUAACAAGAGAGAAUAUAUUCUAUAUAUGUAUUUACUGUGAUAAAUGUAUUGCAUAUUCUGAUGCAUUAAACGAAACUCAAUUAUU
Nematostella vectensis (starlet sea anemone) is the source of this 1639-nucleotide messenger RNA. RefSeq names its product ubiquitin-conjugating enzyme E2 E3. The transcript has 7 exons. The record is from RefSeq and is a predicted model, not a curated record. Gene Ontology annotation, biological process: protein polyubiquitination. Gene Ontology annotation, molecular function: ubiquitin conjugating enzyme activity. Gene Ontology annotation, cellular component: nucleus. The coding region runs from base 382 to 954 and encodes 190 amino acids. Lineage: Eukaryota; Metazoa; Cnidaria; Anthozoa; Actiniaria; Edwardsiidae.